Molecule: messenger RNA, 372 nt
Organism: Parnassius mnemosyne (clouded apollo)
Lineage: Eukaryota; Metazoa; Arthropoda; Insecta; Lepidoptera; Papilionidae
Source: the annotation of a GenBank genome assembly
AUGAAAAUACAUAUUGGAGUAAAACGUUUUUCGUGUAAUAUCUGUGAAUAUAAAUGUGUAAGUAAGGGUAAUUUGCAAAAACAUAUGAAAAUACAUACCGGAGAAAAGCCUUUUGCGUGUAAUAUCUGUAAAUAUAAAUGUAUUCAAAAAAGUAAUUUGCAAAAACAUAUGAAAAUACAUACCGGAGAAAAGUCUUUUGUGUGUAAUGUCUGUGAAAUUAAAUAUAUUCGGAAAUGUAAUUUGCAAACACAUAUGAAAUUACAUAGUGGAGACAAACCUUUUGCUUGUAAUAUCUGUGAAUAUAAAUAUAUUCGAAAAUGUAAUUUGCAAACACAUAUGAAAUUACAUACCGGAGAUAAACCUAUCGUGUAA